Messenger RNA from Rosa rugosa (rugosa rose), 1140 nucleotides. RefSeq lists its product as uncharacterized. The transcript has 7 exons. The record is from RefSeq and is a predicted model, not a curated record. The coding region runs from base 101 to 856 and encodes 251 amino acids. Lineage: Eukaryota; Viridiplantae; Streptophyta; Magnoliopsida; Rosales; Rosaceae. Gene Ontology annotation, cellular component: chloroplast.
CCUCUUUCCCAAUCCUGACAUACAAAAACCCCAGGUUGUGUGUCCCCACAUUAUCUCCCUCCAAAUUUUCAACAGCCAUGAAUACAAUCCUCAUUCUCUCAUGGCCAUUCUUCUCCUCUCCCUCCCUCCCAACCCACUAAACCCUAAACCCAAAAUCCCCAACCCCACAACCCCAAAGCCUACAUCAAAGCUUACCAUCACCAGCAACACACCCACCUCCAAAAGACACUUAAUCCUCAAGCCCACUUCCCUCUUUCUCAUUUCUUUGAUCCCUCAGCAAUACCCAACUGCCCAUUCUUCAACAGAAGAAGCUUCACCUCCUCCAAAAUCGAUUCUUUCCGGCAUUGCCAACACCAAAAGCUGGUUCCAGUUCUAUGGUGAUGGGUUUUCCAUUAGGGUCCCUCCUCAGUUUGAGGACAUUAUGGAGCCUGAGGAUUACAAUGCUGGAUUGUCCCUUUAUGGAGAUAAGGCAAAGCCCAAGAUCUUUUCGGCACGUUUUGCAUCUUCUGAUGGAUCUGAGGUAGUGAAUGUUGUUAUUAAACCUUCCAAUCAGUUCAAGAUCACCUUUUUAGAGGCCAAAGACAUAACAGAUUUAGGCUCCUUGAAGGAGGUGGCAAAAAUCUUCGUUCCAUUUGGAUCAACUUUAUACUCCGCCCGAACACUGAAAAUAAAGGAAGAAGAAGGUUUUAGGACCUAUUAUUUCUACGAGUUUGGUAGAGAAGGACAACAUGCAGCACUAGUAGCUGCUGUUAGCAGCGGAAGGACAUACAUUGCUGGAGCAACUGCCCCAGAGUCCAAGUGGGAUGAGGACGGCGUGAAGCUUCGCUCCGCUGCUAUAUCAAUGACUGUUUUAUAGUGUCUCUUAAGCAGGCUGAAAGGCGGGUUGCAGCUUAAAAUUUUGAGCGGUAUACAAUUCUAGAGUCCUCGGUAUGGUUUAAAACCAACUGGCCCAUGUUAGACGGAUAGCUUGAAUUUCAAAUUCAGUUGAGAGCUUUAUAUCAUUGUUCAGAACUUCAGAUUUGUACCAGGGCAUUCCUUGUCGAAUUCGAUAGAAAAGCUGACUUAAGAAGAAUCAAUGUCUGCACACUUUUAGAAAAUUUUUUCUUCAAUGGAAAGUUUUGGAUGGAGAAGAUGCAUUCA